Molecule: messenger RNA, 279 nt
Organism: Dibothriocephalus latus
Lineage: Eukaryota; Metazoa; Platyhelminthes; Cestoda; Diphyllobothriidea; Diphyllobothriidae
Source: the annotation of a GenBank genome assembly
UCACCUCACGAGGUUGACAUCAGGACUCGUCUGCUCUCCGAAACUGAACAGUUCCCCAAGUCAACUUUGCAGAAGUUGACUGCCGAGUGUCAACGGCUUAAGAAUCUUCAGCGUGAUUCUGCCACCGUGGAGCAACCCAGUUCUUCGUUUGCCGCCAACAAUGUUCAGGCUGUCACCCACACGAAGUUGAUGUCUCCACAGAAGUCUCAAGACCCCACAUUCAGAAAGCCACCAUCAGCAUGCUGGCAGUGUGGUGACAGGUGUAGCGACCCAGACUGA